Messenger RNA from Rhododendron vialii, 1506 nucleotides. RefSeq lists its product as uncharacterized. The record is from RefSeq and is a predicted model, not a curated record. NCBI's taxonomy places the organism in Eukaryota, Viridiplantae, Streptophyta, Magnoliopsida, Ericales, Ericaceae. Gene Ontology annotation, molecular function: RNA-DNA hybrid ribonuclease activity; nucleic acid binding. The transcript has 5 exons. Bases 1 to 1506 code for a protein of 501 amino acids.
AUGGCAUUCUCCCCGUUGUUGAAAUUGAAGUCAAAAGAAGAUUUCAGAUGGGAACAAGAGCAUCAGAAAGCUUUUGAUGUAUUAAAACAAUCAUUGGUAACGCCUCCUGUUUUGAUGCCUCCAAUGAAUGGAAAGCCAUUGAAGCUAUACAUAUCUGCGACACACCACUCAAUUGCAAGUCUGUUAGCUCAGGAUAAUGAACAAGGUCGAGAGCAAUCGAUUUACUACCUAAGCAGAAGGUUAAGUGAUUGUGAAGCAAUUAAAUUGAGGCAUUACCUUUUGCCAGCUAGGGUAAAGAUCAUUUCCCAAAUAGAUAUAAUAAAGUACAUCUUGUCUAGGCCCAUUUUAAGGGGAAGACAAGGGAAAUGGAUAUUAGCUUUAAUCGAGUAUGAUUUUGAAUACGUGCCUCAAAAGACAGUGAAAGGACAAGCUUUGGCCGAUUUCCUAUAUGAGCAUCCAAAUCUACCUUUGGAAGAGGAUACCUCGAGGUGCAUUUUUUGGAGCUUAAACCUUGGCAAUUAUCUUUUGAUGUUCUCUUUCCAACUCGAUGAGAAUAGAAUUCUGACAAAUAAUCAAGCAGAAUAUGAGGCCUUAAUCAUAGGCUUGGAAAUAACAAAAGAUUUGAAUAUACGAUAUUUGAAAGUCUCUGGGGAUUCACAGUUGAUCAUUCGACAAAUUACAGGGCAUUAUAAAUGCAAUCAUCCCUUAUUAAGUUUGCAGCUUGAAAAACAUAUCUUGAGACUUCAAAAUAGUGAAGCCAAUCAAAUGGCUCAAGCAGUUUCAGGAGUUGAAAUUCCCGAAGGGGACACAGAGAAAAUAAUCAGAAUCCAAAAAAAGUUUUUACCCUUCUCAAUGGAGAGGGAGGAGAAUCGACUGGAUGUAUUGAUAAUUGAUGUUUCUGAUGAUUGGAUGGUUCCAAUAAAAAAUUAUCUUCUGAAUCCUAAUGAGAAAGUAAAGAGGGUUGUCAAAUGCAGGUCUAUCAAUUAUGUUCUGCUAGGACAGGAUUUGUUUAGGAGAACUUCUGAUGGUCUACUAUUGUUGUGUGUCAGUAAAGACCAAUCGAUGAGAAUCAUGGGAGAGGUCCAUGAAGGAACCUGUGGUACCCAUCAAGUCGGUGACAAAAUGAGAUGGUUAAUUAAGAGACAUGGAUAUUAUUGGCCAACCAUCCGGGCUGAUUGCAUUCAGUAUGCUAAAGGCUGCCAACAAUGUCAAAAGCAUGGACCUAUCCAAAGGAUACCUGCUCAUCAAUUGCAAUCGAUUAUUAAACCUUGGCCAUUCAGAGGUUGGGCAAUCGAUAUGGUAGGAGAAAUCCACCCAGCAUCUUCAUUACAGCGCCAAUUUGUUGUAGUGGCAACAGAUUAUUUCACAAAAUGGACAGAGGCAAUACCUUUAAAAGGUGUUUCACAGAAAUUUGGGAUUCCUGAAACCAUUACUGUUGAUCAGGCGUCUAUAUUCAAUGGUAGAGAAGUUGUCCAGUAUGUACAAAAGUACGGGAUACAGAUUUGA